Gigantopelta aegis is the source of this 1641-nucleotide messenger RNA. RefSeq names its product sorting nexin-4-like. Lineage: Eukaryota; Metazoa; Mollusca; Gastropoda; Neomphalida; Peltospiridae. Gene Ontology annotation, molecular function: phosphatidylinositol binding. The record is from RefSeq and is a predicted model, not a curated record. Gene Ontology annotation, biological process: protein transport. The transcript has 13 exons. The coding region runs from base 7 to 1317 and encodes 436 amino acids.
AUAAACAUGGAGGCCGACACAGCCCCCAGUCCACCCCCAGAGAGCGUAGAAAGCAAACAGAACGAAAUUGUAUGCGAUACGAACAAGAACACAAAUCCAACAACCAUUUCACAUACAACUCUUCUACAAUGGAUGGACAUCACAGUGUUGGAGCCCGAGAAGAGGACCAACACUUCGAUGAAAAUGCAGGACACAUACAUUGUGUAUCUCGUUGAAACCAGAGUUACUGAUGAAAACAUGAAAGGCUACGGAGAAAGAACAACGUCUCUAUGGCGACGAUACAGCGAGUUUGAACUUCUGCGUAACUACCUGGACAUAAUGUAUCCUGCCAUUGUCAUCCCUCCACUACCGGAGAAAAAAGCAACUUACACGUGGCUGAACAGUCCAACAGAUAAAUUAGAUCCCGAAUUUGUCGAACGGAGGCGAAAUGCAUUAGAGAUUUUCCUGUUACGAAUCGCAGCACAUCCAGUCAUUUGCAGUGAUAAGAUAUUUAUGGCUUUUCUACAGCAGGAGAAUUCUUGGAAGGAAAUGGUAUAUUCUACAGAUUUCCAGAGCAAGGCUGAUUCUAGACUGAAGGCUCUCAACGCGUCAUUUAGACUGAAGAAACCAGACAGAAGAUUUGAAGAAAUAAAGAAUUAUAGUAAUGAAUUACAGAACAACAUUUCCAACAUCCUCAAGAUAAGAGCUAAAAUCUGUGAUAGAUUGUAUGGCAUCCAUAAAGUGCAUGCUAACUACGCCAGAGUUUUUGGCGAAUGGAGCAGUAUUGAAAAAGAAAUGGCUGAGGCCUUACAAAGUACUGGCCACUACAUGGACGUGUAUGCGUCGUCGAUCGAUGGUAUCCUGGAUGAGACUGAGCAGUAUGCGGACCAGCUGAAGGAGUACCUGGCAUUUGGCGAGUCUCUGCGGUCCGUGUGCCGCAAGUACGAGUGCAUGCAGUACGACCUGGAGAGGGCGGAGGAUGGUCUGUCAUCCAAGGCGGCACAGCGAGAUGUCCUGUCUCAGGGAAAGGCUCCUGGCAGUUUCUCUAUCAGUGGGAUGAAGAGUAAGAUAUUUGGCAACGACACGCCAGAGCAGCGAGAUGAGAAAAUUAAACAGCUUGAUGAACAGAUCCAGCAGGCUGAGGUCGAGUUACAGCAGACCAAUGAAGAAACGGCGAAGUUUGUUGAAGCAGCGCUUAGAGAUACUGAAAGAUUCAAGAGGCAGAAGGCGAAAGACUUGCAAGAAAUUUUUACCAAUUUUGCAAUUAUGCAGAUAAAAGAAUGCAAAAAGGGUAUAGCAAUAUGGACAAGUGCUAAGGAUUGUAUGAGUAAGAUUUGAAUAGCACUCAACACGUAGACCACCAUAAACUCCAGAUAAUAGCAUUAGACUUGUUUAGUGACUUCAGUUCUUUUGAAUGGCAUUCCAUCAACAUCUACAUUGGCUGGCAUUAUGAGGGUCUCAUGCAGUUGACAUGUUGUUUUUGUAAUCGAGAUAGGCUACAUUAAAACAAACUGGCUUGCAAAGAUAAUCUCAAUGUUUGAACACAAUGAGUGCUGUAAACAAACAAAACCAUAUUAUAGAUGAUAGAUAUAGACGAAUCGGGAAAGAGUAUUCCGUAAUAUAUUGCAAAAAAGCUAAUGCAGUAAUUAUAUUUGACAAGUA